AUGGCGGCAGGAGUAGCAGCUUGGUUACCCUUUGCCAGGGCAGCAGCCAUAGGAUGGAUGCCAGUGGCUACUGGUCCCAUGCCAGCUGCUCCACGACAGGAGAGAAAGCGAAGCCAGGAUUCUCUGAUUGUGCUGAAUGUGAGUGGCAUCCAGUUCCAGACGUGGCUGGACACCUUAGAGCGCUACCCUGACACUCUGCUGGGCAGUUCAGAGCGGGACUUCUUCUACCACCCUGAGACACAGCAGUACUUUUUUGAUCGGGACCCUGACAUUUUCCGCCACAUUCUCAACUUCUACCGUACCGGGAAGCUCCAUUAUCCCCGCCAGGAGUGCAUCUCAGCUUAUGAUGAGGAGCUGGCCUUCUUUGGCAUCAUCCCUGAGAUCAUUGGGGACUGCUGUUACGAGGAGUACAAGGAUCGCCGGCGUGAGAAUGCUGAGCGCCUACAGGAUGAUGCUGAUCAGGAUAAUGUACCUGAGAGCUCCCUACCCUCAAUGACAGCUCGUCAGAGGAUGUGGCGGGCUUUUGAAAACCCACACACCAGUACCCUUGCUCUGGUCUUCUACUAUGUCACUGGUUUCUUCAUUGCUGUCUCUGUUAUUGCCAAUGUGGUAGAGACAGUGCCCUGUGGGGUGAGCCCGGGUCGCAUCAAAGAGCUGCCCUGUGGGGAGCGGUACGCGGUGGCUUUCUUCUGUCUGGAUACUGCCUGUGUCAUGAUCUUCACAGUUGAAUAUCUCCUACGUCUGCUGGCAGCUCCUAGUCGCUACAAAUUUGUGCGCAGCGUCAUGAGUAUCAUUGAUGUGGUGGCCAUCAUGCCAUAUUACAUUGGCCUGGUGAUGACAGAUAACGAGGAUGUCAGUGGGGCUUUUGUGACAUUAAGAGUCUUUCGUGUCUUCAGGAUCUUUAAGUUUUCCCGCCACUCACAGGGUCUGCGCAUCCUGGGCUAUACGCUGAAAAGUUGUGCCUCGGAGUUAGGCUUCCUCCUGUUCUCACUCACUAUGGCCAUCAUCAUCUUUGCCACAGUCAUGUACUAUGCAGAGAAAGGUUCAUCAGCCAGCAAGUUCACCAGCAUCCCUGCAGCCUUCUGGUACACCAUCGUCACCAUGACAACWCUGGGGUAUGGUGACAUGGUGCCAAAGACAAUAGCUGGCAAGAUUUUUGGUUCCAUAUGCUCCCUGAGUGGGGUCUUGGUCAUUGCUCUGCCAGUUCCUGUAAUUGUCUCCAACUUCAGCCGUAUAUACCACCAGAACCAACGAGCAGACAAGCGCAGGGCACAGAAGAAAGCCAGGCUCGCUCGAAUCCGUGCAGCCAAGAGUGGGAGCGCUAAUGCCUACAUGCAGAGCAAACGCAAUGGCUUGCUGAGUAACCAGCUGCAGCAGGUAAUGUUUGUGUUCCCUCCACCUCCGGAGUAA
Molecule: messenger RNA, 1410 nt
Organism: Malurus melanocephalus (red-backed fairy wren)
Lineage: Eukaryota; Metazoa; Chordata; Aves; Passeriformes; Maluridae
Gene: KCND2
Product: potassium voltage-gated channel subfamily D member 2
Exons: 3
Coding region: 1-1410 (469 amino acids)
Biological process (GO): protein homooligomerization; potassium ion transmembrane transport
Cellular component (GO): membrane; voltage-gated potassium channel complex
Molecular function (GO): voltage-gated monoatomic ion channel activity involved in regulation of postsynaptic membrane potential; A-type (transient outward) potassium channel activity; protein binding
Source: RefSeq, a predicted model, not a curated record